UGAGCCACUAGCUUAGCGGCGAGCGUGACUCUGCAACCGGUCCCCCGGGCUCCCUCGCCGGGCCCAGCCCACUCAGCUGCGGCAGCAUCGCGGGCAGUGAGUUUGGGGGACGGGGGAACCCGGGGCUCCUAUGCAUCAACCCCAAGUCCUGUUCCCCUGGCAAUGAGUCUUUUGUUAGGGCACCUCCACAGUCUGGGUUGGAGGGAAGAGGAGGGAAGGAUUGAAGAGUCCCCCCACCCCACCCCACCAGCUAGGAGCGGGCUGGGAGGCGGCAGGGAAUCCCUGGAAGGAGACCGGAUUGCCAAGAGGUUGGGGGCAUGGGGUGGAAGUGGCUUGGAGCAAGUGAGAAAGGCCCAGUGGGGCCUCCUGGGUCGCAGGAGGUAACCUGUCGCCCGGCCCUCCCCAGCCCUGGGGAUCGGGGCGGGGGAGACCAUGGCCCGCCUCUUCAGCCCCCGGCCGCCCCCCAGCGAAGACCUUUUCUACGAGACCUACUACAGCCUGAGCCAGCAGUACCCGCUGCUGCUGCUGCUGCUGGUGAUCGUUCUCUGCGCGCUCCUGGCGCUGCUCGCCGUCACCUGGGCCACGGGCAGGGAGCUGGCCGCAGACCCCAGCUUCCUGACCACUGUACUGUGUGCACUGGGCGGCUUCUUGCUGCUGCUGGGCCUCGCUUCCCGCGAGCAGCGACUGCAGCGCUGGACGCGUCCCCUGUCCGCCCUUGUGUGGGCCGCACUGCUCGCACUGGGCCACGGCUUCCUGUUCACCGGGGGUGUGGUGAGCGCCUGGGACCAGCUUCCCGCUCCCCGCUCCAGGUGUCCUUUUUUCUCUUCGUCAUCUUCACCGUGUAUGCCAUGCUGCCCUUGGGCAUGCGGGACGCUGUGGUCGCGGGCCUCGCCUCCUCGCUCUCGCACCUGCUGGUCCUCGGGCUGUACCUCGGGCCCCAGCCGUACUUCCGGCCUGCGCUGCUACCGCAGCUGGCAGCAAACGCGGUGCUGUUCCUGUGCGGGAACGUGGUGGGAGCGUACCACAAGGCGUUGAUGGAGCGCGCGCUGCGCGCCACGUUCCGGGAGGCGCUUAGCUCCCUGCACUCACGCCGGCGCCUGGACACUGAGAAGAAGCACCAGGAACACCUACUCCUGUCCAUCCUUCCUGCUUACCUGGCCCGAGAGAUGAAGGCAGAGAUCAUGGCACGGCUGCAGGCUGGACAGGGGUCACGGCCGGAGAGCACCAACAAUUUCCACAGCCUCUACGUCAAGAGGCACCAGGGAGUCAGUGUGUUGUAUGCUGACAUCGUUGGCUUCACGCGGCUGGCCAGUGAGUGCUCCCCUAAGGAACUGGUGCUCAUGCUCAACGAGCUCUUUGGCAAGUUUGACCAGAUCGCCAAGGAGCAUGAAUGCAUGCGGAUCAAGAUCCUGGGGGACUGUUACUACUGUGUCUCCGGGCUGCCGCUCUCGCUGCCAGAUCACGCCAUCAACUGCGUGCGCAUGGGGCUGGACAUGUGCCGAGCCAUCAGGAAACUGCGGGCAGCCACUGGUGUGGACAUCAACAUGCGUGUGGGCGUGCACUCCGGCAGUGUGCUCUGCGGAGUCAUUGGGCUGCAGAAGUGGCAAUAUGAUGUAUGGUCCCAUGACGUCACACUGGCCAAUCACAUGGAGGCAGGCGGCGUACCAGGACGAGUGCACAUCACAGGGGCCACACUGGCCCUGCUGGCAGGGGCUUAUGCCGUGGAGGAUGCAGGCAUGGAACACCGGGACCCAUACCUUCGGGAACUAGGGGAGCCAACAUACCUGGUCAUCGAUCCCCGGGCCGAAGAGGAGGAUGAGAAGGGCACUGCAGGAGGGUUGCUGUCCUCUCUGGAGGGCCCCAAGCUGCGCCCAUCACUAUUGAUGACUCGCUACCUGGAGUCCUGGGGUGCCGCCAAGCCUUUUGCCCACCUGAGCCACGUAGACAGCCCUGUGUGCACCUCCACCCCUCUCCCGGAGAAGGCCCUGGCUUCCUUCAGCCCCCAGUGGAGCCUGGACCGGGGCCGCAGCCCCCGGGGACUGGACGAUGAGCUGGACACCGGGGAUGCCAAGUUCUUCCAGGUCAUCGAACAGCUCAACUCUCAGAAACAGUGGAAGCAGUCGAAGGACUUCAACCCGCUGACACUGUACUUCAGAGAGAAGGAGAUGGAGAAAGAGUAUCGACUGUCUGCACUUCCUGCCUUCAAAUACUAUGCAGCCUGCACCUUCCUGGUUUUUCUCUCCAACUUCAUCAUCCAGAUGCUGGUGACAAACAGGCCCCCGGCUCUGGCCAUCACCUAUAGCAUCACCUUCCUCCUCUUCCUCCUCCUCCUCUUCGUCUGCUUCUCAGAGCACCUGACGAGGUGUGUCCUGAAAGGCCCCAAGAUGCUGCACUGGCUGCCUGCACUCUCUGGCCUGGUGGCCACACGACCGGGAUUGCGAGUAGCCCUGGGCACUGCCACCAUCCUCCUCGUCUUUGCCAUGGCCAUUACCAGCCUGUUCUUCCUCCCAGCAUCAUCGGACUGCCCUUUCCGGACUCCCAAUGUGUCCUCCAUGACUUUCAACCUCUCCUGGGAGCUCCCGGGGUCCCUGCCUCUCAUCAGCAUCCCAUACUCCAUGCACUGCUGCGUGCUGGGCUUCCUCUCCUGCUCCCUCUUCCUGCACAUGAGCUUCGAACUGAAGCUGCUGCUGCUCCUGCUCUGGCUGGUGGCCUCCUGCUCCAUCUUCCUGCACUCCCACGCCUGGCUGUCCGACUGCCUCAUCGCCCGCCUCUCUCUGGGCCCCUUGGACUCCAGGCCGGGAGUGCUGAAGGAGCCCAAACUGGUGGGAGCUAUGUCCUUCUUCAUCUUCUUCUUCACCCUCCUUGUCCUGGCUCGGCAGAAUGAGUAUUACUGCCGCCUGGACUUCCUGUGGAAGAAGAAGCUGAGGCAGGAGCGGGAGGAGACAGAGACAAUGGAGAACCUGACUCGGCUGCUCUUGGAGAAUGUGCUCCCUGCACACGUGGCCCCCCAAUUCAUUGGCCAGAACCGGCGCAACGAGGACCUCUACCACCAGUCCUACGAGUGUGUCUGUGUCCUCUUCGCCUCAGUCCCGGACUUCAAGGAGUUUUACUCUGAAUCCGACAUCAACCAUGAGGGGCUAGAGUGUUUGCGGCUGCUCAAUGAGAUAAUUGCUGAUUUUGAUGAGCUGCUCUCCAAGCCCAAAUUCAGCGGAGUGGAGAAGAUCAAAACCAUCUGCAGCACCUACAUGGCAGCCACAGGCUUAAAUGCCACCUCGGGACAGGAUGCACAACAGGAUGGUGAGCGAAGCUGUAGCCACCUUGGCACCAUGGUGGAAUUUGCUGUGGCCCUGGGCUCUAAGCUGGACAUCAUCAACAAGCACUCAUUCAACAACUUCCGCCUGCGUGUGGGGUUGAACCAUGGACCAGUAGUGGCCGGAGUGAUUGGGGCCCAGAAGCCACAAUAUGAUAUUUGGGGCAACACAGUGAACGUGGCCAGCCGCAUGGAGAGUACAGGAGUCCUUGGCAAGAUCCAAGUAACUGAGGAGACAGCCUGGGCCCUGCAGUCCCUGGGCUACACCUGCUACAGGCGGGGUGUCAUCAAGGUCAAAGGCAAAGGGCAGCUCUGCACCUACUUCCUGAACACAGACUUGACACGAACUGGACCUCCCUCAGCCACCCUAGGCUGAGACCCCCAACCCCUCCAAGAUCCUCAGUAAAGAGACUCUGGGAUAUCUGGGGCC
Lemur catta (Ring-tailed lemur) is the source of this 3740-nucleotide messenger RNA. RefSeq names its product adenylate cyclase 4 (gene ADCY4). Lineage: Eukaryota; Metazoa; Chordata; Mammalia; Primates; Lemuridae. Bases 318 to 3686 code for a protein of 1122 amino acids. The record is from RefSeq and is a predicted model, not a curated record. The transcript has 25 exons. Gene Ontology annotation, molecular function: adenylate cyclase activity. Gene Ontology annotation, biological process: intracellular signal transduction; adenylate cyclase-inhibiting G protein-coupled receptor signaling pathway; cAMP biosynthetic process. Gene Ontology annotation, cellular component: plasma membrane.